GGACGGGACGGGACGAAUGCACGCUCUCUCUAGGUGUGUCAGGAUAAGGCGCCCAACGACGGAUCUAGGCCCUGGCUGCGGCUGCCCAGCCCGGCUCUGCUCGCCCCAGCAGUGGCCGACUGGUGUUCGAACAAAUGCCUCAGCGCCCAGUACCUAUCUACGGCACGGCAGUUAAUGGCCGGAGAAGAGCCAAGACCAAGUCACGAGCGGCGAUGGCCGCUCCACGGAACGGUGUUGCACGCCGGAGCGAAAAUGUCAAAAAACGGCGACGUUCGAGGCGCCGAGGAGGUCGGAGGUCGGAGGUGACUUCGCCGGAGCCGAGUGGACGACGACGGUAGGACGUUCCUGUCAAGGUGGCUUCCGAACGCUGGUGUGAACCCACGGUGUGUGUGGUGGUCGUGUGGCAGUCAGCAGUCAACACACCCUCUCCGCUUACCAUCGCUGUCCACAGAUUCCAUUUGACCGCCCCCUGAUACAAGUCCCUCACUGGUCUGAGCAGCAGCCGUCGCUCUGGAUACAAGCUCAAAGCCGCAACGGCAGCUAGGCUAACGGAGCAGCCAUUCCGACUGAGCAACUGAGCAUUGCGAAGCUUCCCCAUUCUAGUUAAUCUUACUAUAGUUACCCUGAUCUGGGUACAAGCUCAAAGCUCAUGCCAUGAGUGAGGGCGGCUCACACAUGCAGCCUCAGCUGGGGAACUCUCACACGGCGAACAGCGAGCAGCCUGAGCCGGCCACCAUGCCGAUGAACGGCAUGGCUGCUUCGAGGCCAGGCAAUGGCCAGACGGCAGAUGAAGCAGCCGCCAGCGGAGUGACGGAGGAUAUCGAGGCGGCCGGCAACAACAAUGGGCAAGGUCCGCCCAACAGGCCAGCAAGCCAUGAAUCCAGCAUCAAGGUUGAUUUCGAGUUCUUGUGGAGGUUGCGGAAGUAUCUGCUACUUCUGGCGGUGUUGGCCGUUGGUGUCACUUACAAUGCUGGGUUGAGCCCGCCGGGGGGAUUUCAGAUGGACAGACUUGACCGCCAUGCCGGUGAUCCUCUCCUCCCGCUUAGAUUCUUCCAGCGAUACCAAGCCUUCUUUUACUGCAACGCCACAGCCUUUGCUGCUUCUCUGGUCUUGAUCAUCUUGCUCCUGAGUAGGGGAGUGGCGAGCAAGCAUGUCUGGCUUCGCUCGAUGCAGUUUACCAUGAUACUGGAUCUUUUCAGUCUCAUGGGGGCAUAUGCCGCGGGGAGUUGCAGAGCACUAAGGUCUUCCGUUUACAUAUUGGUGCUGGUCUGUUCUGUUUUCGUCUAUGUUGUGGUUCAUAUCCUGUUGCUUAUGAGGGCAGUUCCACAGCCGUUAAAAGAUCAGGUGCAGAAAACCCAGGAUCUCAUUCUGAAGAAGCUGAAACGCAUGCUAAAAAAGGUGCCAUCUAUUUGCCCUGUCUCUGAUCCUGACAGGCAAAGGAGCAACCGAGAUUACGCAAGGGAGAUCGAGGAGGCUCGCAAGUUCAUAUUGAUGCUUGCAACUUUUGCUGCUACUAUCACAUACCAAGCUGGGAUAAGUCCACCUGGUGGCUUUUGGGGUGCAAAUAAUCCUGAACACCGUGCAGCCACUUUUGUUCUCCGCAAGCACAACCUCCUCCGCUUCAAUAUCUUCACGUGUUGCAAUGCGACCUCUUUUGUGGCGUCUUUGGUCACAGUCAUACUGCUUCUGAGCACGGAACUGAGCACGCAUGGGAUAAGGACUCAAGCGCUGUCUGUGUGCGUCGUGGCUGUUCUGCUGGGGCUCAUUGGUGCUUAUGCUUCAGGGAGCUGCAGGGAUGUUGCAACAUCGUUGUCAGUGAUACUCAUAAUUGCUGUGGUUCUAAUCUGUGUUCUGAUUCUUGUUAUUUGCCUUCAUUGCAAAGCUGUAACGGUGUGGGUGGAUGAGGAGCUGAAGCCAGCACUUGGCAAAAUGCUGAGGAUGCUGUCAUUGGGGCAAGAUGAUUCUCCAAGAGCUCACCAGCAAUGUACAGAUUGUCAGAGAAGGCACCAUCAAGAUACAGAGCUUGUUUCUCAGAGAAAUCACCAGCAAGAUACAGAUCUUGAUUCUCAGAGGAUUCACCAUCAAGAUACAGAGCUUGUUUCUCAGAGAAAUCACCAGCAAGAUACAGAUCUUGAUUCUCGGAGGAUUCACCAACAAGAUACAGAGCUUGACUCUCAGAGAAGUCAGCAGCAAGAUACAGCACUUGACUCUCAGAGGGUUCGCCAGCAAGAUACAGAGCUUGAUUCUCCGACAACUCACCAGCAAGCUACAGAGCAUGUAGUUCGAGAUACAGAAGUAGAAGGUGUCAUGUCGAAUUUGCAGUGCUACUCUGCUGACAGCGAUCUUGUAUCAACUGGAGAUAUGAGAUCUGUAUCAGCCAGUGAUUUGGAUAGCAUGGAGGACAUCAUGCCAACAACACUACAUCAAUCUCAUGAUCAGAGUGAACAUGCUGCAAUUAGAGUUGUAUGCUCAUCAUCAACAGAUGCCCUAACUACCGAGGAAGUUCCAUCGGACAACUUGGAAAUACAACCUGCUGGCAGUCAGCAGGUUGCAAUCCCCAUGGCACUAUCAUCAAGUGACGGUGGAAAUUCUAUCCAAGGUAUUUUACCGUUGCAGGGCUCGGUGGACGAAAAUGCAACAUCUGGUAACCUGAGGAUGGAUGCUGAUGAUCCGGCAAUGGGAUGUGAAUUACCCGACAGCCAUGGGGACAGCACAGAACAGCAUGGUCAGCAAAUGUCCAAUAACCCUACUAGUGCAGAUGAUCGUGAUGUUAGAUUAGAGAUCGACAACACUGCCAAUGAUCAAGCCCCACAGCAUCAGAGAUGUAUUAAAUGCAGCUGUAGAAAUCCAGAUGAUGCUUUUCUGAAGAAGUCACGCACUUACCUAUUGCUUCUUGCAAUUCUUGCCGUGUCUUUGACAUAUCAAGCUGGUUUAAAUCCACCAGGUGGCUUCUGGACAUCAAAUGCCACAAAGCACUCUGCUGGCGAUCCCAUUCUUGGGGACAGUGGUCGUGUCUGGACAUCAGGUGGCACUAAGCACUCUGCUGGUGAUCCCAUUCUUGAGGACAGUUAUCAUAAGAGAUACCUUGCCUUCUUUUAUUUCAAUGCCACUGCAUUUGCAGCCUCCCUUGUCAUGAUCCUUAUGCUCCUGAGCAGGAAGAUGAGCAACAAGGUUAUAAAACGCCGGGCACUGCAGACAGCAAUGAUAACCGAUUUGCUUGCUCUAAUGGGGGCCUUUGUUGUUGGGAGUUGCAGGGAGAAGACAAAAUCUAUUUACAUAUCAGUGUCGAUAUUUAUCGUGGUUGCAUAUGUCCUUCUCCAUGUUUUAGUGUUUAGGCAUAAUGGAUGGUUGAAAGUGUGUGUUACCCAGAGGAUGAAGUUUGCACCACCUCAGACAGAUAAUGAGUCAAGAGAUGCUAAGGAGAAGGACUUGGCGCGGAGGCGGAAUUUGCUCUUUAUUCUUGCAAUUCUGGCGGCAACUGUCACGUACCAAGCUGGCCUGAACCCGCCAGGAGGCAUUUGGCCUGAUGAGAACAGUAAGGGUGGCAAACCAGGCAAUCCAGUUCUUCAAGACAGCCACCCAGAGCGCUAUGAUGUUUUCUACUACUCCAAUGCUGUCUCAUUUGCGUCAUCUGUGGCUGUCAUCAUUCUUCUUGUUAAUAGGGAAUCAUGUGAGGAUGGAAUCAAGUCGUACGCAAUCCGUGCGUGCUUGGUAGCGGGUUUGCUGGGCCUCCUGAUUGCCUAUUCUGCAGGAACCUGCAGCAAAGCGAGACCGGUAAUAUAUCUUAUUGUCAUAGCCUCUGCAGCUCUAACAUGCCUUGUGAUUCAAGUACUUGUACUACAAGAUGCAUUAGAUGGGCCACUGACCAGGUUAAGGGGUCGGUUGCGGAAGAUUCUUCAUCUAGAGCCUGACUCUGAGACACCGCUGGAAAGUUCAGAUGAAGAAAACACGGAAAGAAAUGCUCAGGGGUCAGGCACCCUUAUUAGUGAGAAGAGGGAAAAGAAGAGACAGAAGUACUUGAUGCUUCUUUCGGUUCUUGCUGCAUCCAUUGCGUACCAAGCUGGUCUAAACCCGCCUGGUGGCUUCUGGCCUGAUGACACUCCCAAAAAUGGUUACAAGGCUGGCAACCCGGUACUUAAGGACAUAAACUCCUGGCGCUACAUGGUAUUCUAUGUCUUCAAUUCCAUCUCUUUCAUGUCAUCUAUUUCUGUAGUCAUGCUUCUGCUGAGUAAAUCUGUGAGACAGAAGAAGGUUCCGCUCCAAGCAUUGCACUUCAUCAUGAUACUGGACCUGUCGGCUCUGAUGACAGCUUAUGCAGCUGGAAGUUGCAGAAAGUUCAGGACUUCAAUAUUCAUCCUCGUGGUAGUAUGUUGUGUGCUGGUGUACCUUCUGUUUAUUAUUAUCUUGUCAAGUCGCAUAGCAAGAUGGCUGAAAAAACAGAAAAACAAGGUGGCUUCCUUGCUGCUGGAGCCUAGCCAUGCCGCUGCAACUUCAGCAUGACACCGGACCUGAAUGGAAUGUUUGAAUAUCUUUCUUCCCCCUAUUGUAAUAUGUUCAUUGUAGUUCAAAUGGAACCCAUAAAUUCUCAGUUGUAGGCUUUUAUUCAGGAUAAAAACAUUUAUUUUCCUUGCUCUUGAAGAAAUAUUUUGUUAUGACAGAGAUCUUCAGGCUGCGAUGAAGUAUCCCCUUAGUUAAGACGUAGUUGAUCACCUAUGGUAUGGACGUAUGGGCUGGAUGUAGAGAUGGGGCAUGCUUAGAGUUGUGUUUUGUCUGUAAUGAGUUGGUUUGAUUGAUGAAGAAAGUUUGCAACUCUGAUUUUC
Molecule: messenger RNA, 4820 nt
Organism: Triticum aestivum (bread wheat)
Lineage: Eukaryota; Viridiplantae; Streptophyta; Magnoliopsida; Poales; Poaceae
Exons: 3
Coding region: 655-4500 (1281 amino acids)
Cellular component (GO): membrane
Source: RefSeq, a predicted model, not a curated record